GUGACGAUUUCUGUAGUGUCACCCUGUACCAUUGCCCAUUGGCAUUGUACUGUCGAUGCCUGGUUGCAGAGUCUAUGACUCAUGAGGGAAAGAAACAGUUCCAUCGGUCCUACGCCAGGCUACAGAGAUGUCGGAAGACGUACAGGCACCUUGUCCUGAACAAAGGCUGAAGUCGGUAGAAUGAUUUACCUGCGUAUGUGUUGGAGGCGUUGGUAGUUUUGCACUGGUGCCGGAUGUGAACUACCGUCCCGACUGCACAUUACUAAAUCAGAACAUUUGCUUUGCCGCUAUGUCGUAAUAUACAUGUAUUGAGCCGACUCCGACAGCAAUGGUGCAGCGUGGAUUUAUUUCGUGCAUCGAGCCCUGCGUCGCGGCUUGCGUCGUCGCAUGUUGUCUGAUUAGGCCGCUGUGGCCUGGGUGUCAUGGACAAGCAUCUGCCGAUCGUCAUCCAGCCGUGACGGGAGAGGCAUUCCCCUCAAUAUGCUCCGUCACGGAGCUUCCCAACUCCACGUGGACGGAUUUCUCCGGCAGCAUACUUCCGAUGCAUGGAAGCUAUUCCACUCUCAACAACUCCUGCUCGGAAUUCCUUGGCUGGGAGGCCUUCCAGCAGGCCAUUAGCUUGUUGUAUGGAAUCGGGCUCCGCACAGUGGCAACUCAAGCGGGCCGGUUGCCACAGUUCCUAACAGACAGGUUUGUCGUCUUCAUACGUGACUCGUGCUCUUCCAAUCUCUUGUCAGCAGCACAAGUUCAGUCGGUACUGUCGCUGCGCUACCGUGACAUACCUGCACUUCAGCAGCAGCUUGCGGUGCGAAACAUUCCGAUCGCCGAUCUCCACAUCAACCUGACGUCCCUGCAGCGCACUGUCAUGCAGUGUCCACCGCCGGAAGUGGUGCGCAAUGACUGCACAAUAUUCCGCGAUCUGCUGGCGAUAGCGUCUGACCCGAUGCAUGCGGAGCGCAAUAGGACACUUGGCUCGUUGUCCCGAUUUCUCCAUUCCGGCAAGCGUGUUACCCCCGGCAUCGCUGACAACGAGAUCAACCCCAAUCAGCCUGCAAGCUCAUACAUGAUCGUCCCGGCAUCCAGUCGAGAGUGCCUUGGCAUCUCGCCGACGCUCUCCGCGUUCGACAUCCUGCACUUCAGCGCCUGGGCGAGCAGUCCGAUCUUCAACGACGUCAACGAGUACCCGGCGUUCUUCCGCCUCGUGCCGUCUGACGACAAUCAAGUACUGGCCCUGGCAGAUUUGAUCGAGGAGCUAGGAUUGACUUACCUUGCUUUGGUUGCGGGGGACGAUGAUAUAUACAGUGGACAAGGCUAUACUCUACUGCUGGAGGAAGCAGCACGCAGGAAGACAUUCUGCUUUGGUGUGCGCUCGCGAUUCUCAGCCAGCAGCGCCCUGUCCAUUGCCGCAAGCUUGAGGCAGCUUGCGGAAACGCCCGAGGCAAGGGCAGUCGUCCUGUUUGCCACAGCGGCGCAGGGCGAGAUCUUCUUGCAUGCGUAUAACGAAAAGGGCAUACGUGGACGGUUCCUCAUCGGAAGUGAGGACUGGGUUAACCGUGUGGACCUGAAUCAAUUCCCUCCCGGAUCAUCACUUCACAAUACAAGCAUUAUGGGGUACUUGAACAAUCCAGCUGUAACAUUCCCUGGCUUUGCGCCGCUGAUUAAUGAUUUUGAGUACUUGUUGCAAACUCCCGAGCGAAUCCUGGAGUUCGCUCACAAUCCGUUUGUCCGGUUUUACAUUGAGGACGAGGGUGAUUGUAGCCUGCCAGCUUCUAUGCUGGAACCAACCUGUUUUGCCUCACAGCGGCCAGCGAACAAGAGACCAUGUACACUGGAUAUUAUGGCGCAGUUUCCAGAGCUACCAAUCUCAUUCGGUCGUCACAUGGUAUCCAUCACCGAACUCUUCUUUAGAUUGCUUAGCCCUGUGUCUGCAGAGGAGCCGACGUGCUGGCAGGGAGAUUGCUUCCUCACUCAAACCAAAGUCAGUCCGGAUGUCUACUUGCGGCGCAUGCGCGAGAUGACAGGCCCAUGCCGACCCCGCCGGGGAGAGCUGAAUCGUACGUGCAAGGUAUUCACGAAGACGCAGAGCGUGUACCCGGCCUACUCCCUUCAGCUCUUGAGCGGCAACGGUGGUCGACGACGAUUCCGGAGUGUUGCAGUGUGGGACGGUGAAGAGGGCAGCACUCACUUCACCAGACUGACCUGGAACGAAUCAAUGUGCGUUGACUUUGGCCUCGGAAGUUGCGUGGAUAUGACGGUGAGAAGGUCCAAUUCCUCGUAUCAAGAGGGGACGUCACGAUUCCUUCCGGAAUCUGUAUGCAGUCCGCCUUGCCCGCCCGGAACCCUGCGGCGAAUUCCCACCGACCCACUUCAGUUCUGCUGCUGGACAUGUGAUGUAUGUGCUGAAGAUCAUAUCAGCAACGAGACAAACUCCGAAGCUUGUUUUCCCUGUGAGAGCGGUAAGUUUGCUGAUAGCCAGCGGACUCGGUGCCAAGAUCCUCCGAUCGUACGGCAGCCAUGGUCGAACGGAUGGACGUGGGUUAUCGUCUCCAUGUCCGCUGUGAACGGUGUACACGUCGUGUUUCUGAUGGCGUAUUACACGCGGCAUCGCCGUGCGCCUGUGAUACGCGCAGCUAGUUAUGUACACAUGAUGAUCAUAAUGCUGUCCGUGCUCGCCAGUGAUGUCAUCCUGCCGAUCACGCUGUACAUGCGACAGGACUCAGUGAACCAGUGUGCUCUGCAGAGACAGUUGUACUUUCUACCCAUCACAUGUAUGCUCGUCACGUUCUUUCUCAAAACGAAUCUCAUCCGAAAGUUGUUCAGAUCAACAAGCGUCAUCAAGUCCUCUCAGCUACGCGGCAAACUUCUCUCACCCGUCGGCCAAAUUCUGACAGUAAUCAUACUCACUAUUGUCCUGACUGGAAUUGUCUCCGUGGCCAUUGUUUUAUCCCCGUCCACGUUUGAACUAGUCCAGCGCACCGACCGCACUGCCACAUACAUAUGCACUGGGCGCCUGGUCCCGGACAUUGUACGUCUCGCUAUUUGCGCCGUGUUCUUCGCCGCCAUUUUCAUCGUGUCGUUCCGCACGCGCAACUUACCGCACGAGUUCAACGACUCUCGCCUGAUCUUGACCACGUCGCUGAUAAUUUUCCUCAUCUUCAUUGGCGUCUCACCGGUAGUAUUCAGCUCGGAUGUCUCGUUUCGAAUCGUUGGACUUGUUUUGAUUGGCCACAGUAUCAACCUGUGUACGGCCAUCGUAAUGUGCACUCCACGCGUCUACUGGAAUCAUUUCGGGUUCGACAAUACGGACCAAGCUAGACUCGUAUCAUUGCGUGGACAAUCAUUAUCCUCCAGCCAAUCUACGACUGCCGUACCGCAUUCUCCGUCCGGUAAGAAGCCCGUGACAAUUUCCUCGCCAGGUUCUUCGGAGCACAGUCAGCACUAUGCUGCAGCUGAAGCUGAUACGGUACUAGCUGUGCCUGAUACGAGGAAUGGCGCACCGCCAAAUGGACAUGCUGUCACCACAACAAAACCUUGAGUUAGCUUGACUACCGGUGAUAUUGCAAUGGUUUAUAUGAGAAAAUUGGGGGAGCUGCCAAAGCAAUAUUCUGAAGAAAUUUCUCAAAAAAGCUCGAACCGUAUUUGAAUUAUUCGAAUAAGUCUAGACUCUGCACUGUUUAAACGCACUAUAGUGCAGUGACGCUGAUUCCUUGCUGCGGAGUUGUUGGCUAGCUGAGGCUUGAGGCCAUGCUUUCAAACUCAAACCUGCCAAUCUGUCCAAACCUGAGAUUGGGACAAUGACAUGCUAGUACCUAGGUAUGAGAAUAUGUACAAAUGUAGCCGUGAGGCAGGCGACAAAUGAACGAGUUUGGUUGCAUACUACCACCCUCGAUAUCGGGAUGGUCCCAUGCAGCCAAAUCGAGAUAGUUGGCAGGCAUAUAAGCCCCUACAACGGCGAGAAAACCACCGCGGGUAGACCGCUGUAGAGUCCUAACCAUUAAAGUUUACAAAUUUUCCACGCAUUUCAAUUUCAGCCGCUGUUGGCCAUAAUCCUUUUCGGCCAGAGAUAACCAUUUUAAAUUUUUUAUUUAACCUGUAAAGCUCCUGCCUGAAUCUCCUUUCAUACUGUGUAUCAUGCAAAUUGAGAUUUCAGCUGCAACUAAUAAUAAUUAUUAUCAAUCCUCGAAGCAUCUAGCCAAAAUUGUUGAAACGAGAGAGCUUGGAAGCUCAGGGCCCGCUAUGCUUUUUUGCCUAGGGAGAGUCAACUUUCUCUUUGUAUUCGAGGGUAUUACGACACCGUCUACCACCUUGAUGACGUAGGCGAAAAAAGCAUAGGGAUGUUAUAAUUUUUUCAUUUCUCCAAUUUAUUUUAAGACAGCCUAGGAUUCGAACCCGCACUAUCGCCCUGCAUGCAUUCACCCGAUACACUUCGCAUACAUACUCAUUCUUCCAAGUUGCUUCACGCCAUGAUCUUGUAUUUGAAAGCCC
Messenger RNA from Sycon ciliatum, 4485 nucleotides. RefSeq names its product metabotropic glutamate receptor 3-like. The coding region runs from base 329 to 3535 and encodes 1068 amino acids. The transcript is spliced from 3 exons. Gene Ontology annotation, cellular component: plasma membrane. NCBI's taxonomy places the organism in Eukaryota, Metazoa, Porifera, Calcarea, Leucosolenida, Sycettidae. Gene Ontology annotation, molecular function: adenylate cyclase inhibiting G protein-coupled glutamate receptor activity. The record is from RefSeq and is a predicted model, not a curated record. Gene Ontology annotation, biological process: regulation of synaptic transmission, glutamatergic; G protein-coupled glutamate receptor signaling pathway.